AUGGCAGCUAUGACGGGCGCGAUGGCGCGCGCAGCGGUCCGCGCGGCGGCGCUGGGCGCCGCACGGAGCAGCGGGACCAGGCUGGCCGACUCGGUGCCGCGCGCCAUCCUCGACUUUGGCUCCAGCCCCAUUGACCGCCAGCUGGUGCUGUCUGCUCAGUUUCUGCUGAAGGAGCUGCCAGUGCGGCUUGCACACAGGGUGGCUGAGCUGGAGAAUCUGCCCUACGGCCUCAGCAGCAAGGCCCAGGUCUUGAAGGUGCGUGACUGGUACGUGGAGUCAUUCAGGGAGCUGAGGGCCUUCCCCGGCAUCAAGAACGGCGCGGAAGAGGCCGCUUUCUCGGACCUGCUGCGCAACAUAUACCGCCGCCACGGGCUCGUCAUGCGCCCGCGUCAGUGA
Molecule: messenger RNA, 396 nt
Organism: Monoraphidium neglectum
Lineage: Eukaryota; Viridiplantae; Chlorophyta; Chlorophyceae; Sphaeropleales; Selenastraceae
Product: pyruvate dehydrogenase kinase
Exons: 5
Coding region: 1-396 (131 amino acids)
Biological process (GO): regulation of glucose metabolic process; protein phosphorylation
Cellular component (GO): mitochondrion
Molecular function (GO): pyruvate dehydrogenase (acetyl-transferring) kinase activity
Source: RefSeq, a predicted model, not a curated record